Lucilia cuprina (Australian sheep blowfly) is the source of this 2178-nucleotide messenger RNA. Its product is annotated as solute carrier family 23 member 1-like. The record is from RefSeq and is a predicted model, not a curated record. Gene Ontology annotation, cellular component: membrane. The transcript is spliced from 8 exons. NCBI's taxonomy places the organism in Eukaryota, Metazoa, Arthropoda, Insecta, Diptera, Calliphoridae. Gene Ontology annotation, molecular function: transmembrane transporter activity. Gene Ontology annotation, biological process: transmembrane transport. The coding region runs from base 170 to 1873 and encodes 567 amino acids.
AAAGAAUUUGACAUUUGUUCGUUAACUUUCGAUUAAACCGUUCAGUAGCGCUGUUUCAACUUUUAAAUAAAAUUUAAUAUUCUAAAAGCAUAAAUAAUCUGCAAAUUCUUAAAAUAUUUUAUUAGAGUGCAAUCUUCUAAUUUUAAAUAUUUUGAUAAACGAAUCAAACAUGGAAAUAAAUAUGAAUAUUGGGGAGGAGUUAAGAAAUGAAGGUAAAAAGAAAAAUGCGACUUCAAAAAAUGAAAAACCACAUCUAUUGUAUGGAAUAAAUGACAAUCCGCCAUGGUAUUUGAGUAUAUUUUUGGCAUUUCAACAUUAUUUGACAAUGAUUGGUGCGAUCGUGUCUAUACCAUUUAUUUUAACUCCAGCACUUUGUAUGAGCGAUGAAGAUCCUAAUCGAGGCAUUCUGAUAUCAACGAUGAUAUUCGUAACUGGAAUUGUGACUUUCUUCCAGGCAACAUGGGGAGUUCGUUUGCCGAUUGUUCAGGGCGGUACUAUUUCAUUUCUGGUGCCAACUCUGGCAAUAUUGGCAUUGCCACAGUGGAGAUGUCCCGCGGAAAAUGUAAUAACGGAAAUAAACGAUGACGAUCGCCAAGAAUUGUGGCAGGUUCGAAUGCGUGAAUUAUCGGGGGCAAUAGCUGUUUCAGCCAUGGUACAAGUUGUGUUGGGCUAUACCGGUUUGGUGGGAAAGAUUUUGCGUUUUGUAACUCCUCUUACAAUAGUACCCACUGUUUCGCUCGUGGGUCUUACCUUAUUUGAGCAUGCUGCGGAAACGGCUUCCAAACACUGGGGUAUUGCCUUUGGAACUAUCAGUUUACUUACCCUCUUUUCCCAAAUAAUGUCAAACAUAGCCAUACCUGUCCCUGUUUAUCGAAAAGGUUAUGGUUUGGAAUGGCAGCCAUUUCUACUCUUUCGUUUAUUUCCGGUUCUUCUGACAAUAAUUUUGAUGUGGGGUCUAUGUGGAUUUUUAACUCUAGCAAAUAUUUUUGGAGAUGGACAUCCGUCUAGAACUGAUGUGCGUAUUAAUGUUUUGACAAAUGCAAAAUGGUUUUACAUUCCUUAUCCAGGCCAAUUUGGUGUACCCUCUGUUACUCUUUCCGGAGUUUUGGGAAUGUUAGCUGGAGUUUUAGCUUGUACUGUGGAAUCUCUAAGUUACUACCCCACAGUAUCUCAAAUGUCUGGAGCUCAAUCUCCACCAUUACAUGCAAUAAACCGAGGCAUUGGCACUGAAGGUUUAGGUACAGUUUUGGCGGGUCUCUGGGGAGCUGGAAAUGGUACAAACACAUUUGGUGAAAAUGUUGGAGCUAUUGGAGUAACGAAAAUUGGAUCACGCCGGGUCAUUCAAUGGGCUGCACUUAUAAUGGUUUUGCAGGGUGUAAUUGGAAAAUUUGGUGCUGUAUUUAUUUUAAUUCCAGAUUCCGUAGUUGGUGGUAUAUUCUGUGUCAUGUUUGGUAUGAUAAUUGCAUUCGGUCUAUCAACUUUGCAAUAUGUGGAUCUACGUUCAUCACGCAAUCUUUACAUUUUGGGUUUGUCAAUCUUCUUUCCCAUGGUCCUGUGCAAGUGGAUACAAGAACAUCCGGGUGCAAUUAAUACUGGUAACGAAACUGUUGACUCUACGUUAUCUGUACUUUUAGGUACAACAAUUCUAGUUGGUGGUGUAUUGGGCUGUUUUUUGGAUAACAUAAUACCGGGCUCACCAGAAGAACGAGGACUUAUAGAAUGGUCCAAUGAAAUGCCAUUGGGGGAUGAUAAUGUCAAUGAUGGCACAGCAACAGAUUAUGACUUCCCCUUUGGAAUGGAUUCUUUAAAACGAUGGAAGUGGACAUACUAUGUACCAUUUUUGCCAACAUAUAAACUACAAAAGAACUGCUAAAUUUAAAAAUAUAGACGAUGAAAUAUCAUAAAUAUGUACGAAAGUGAUAUUGAAAAAUUUUAAAAUUAAAUUAACCGGAACGGGAUUUGUAAUAAUUUUGUGAAUCAUAACGAGGAUAAAAACGUGGGAGAAAUUGUGAACUUUUUUCCAGAAAUUGACAUUUACGGCAUUUUGCUAGAACGUUAAAGAACUAGAAAAAAGUUCAAUUUGUUCUUCACAAUGACGAUACAGUCAAAUAAACAAAUAACUCUUAUAUGUUCUUUCUGAUAUAUAGCUAUGAAAUAUAAAACAAUAAUAUGAAAUAU